UGGAGGACUGAUUUAUAUUUGGGAUUUAUUUUUCAUCCAUAGUUGGAAUUCCGUCGAAAACAAUGUUAUUGUUUUUAAGUUGAACAGCUGAGGGAAGCAUGUCACAGGCUGCAUCAGUGUCUCCGUGCAUUUCUGUUGGAUCUCUCUUACUUUGCAAAGGAUUCCUCAUCAUCUCUGGAAGAGUGGACCUCUGAAUGUGUCUGUGUGCAGGUCAGAGCGGACACCCAGCGGCGGAGGUGAGGAGAGAAGACAUGCUGCUUCUGCUGUCCAUCACCGGCCACUGGAUCCGGCUCCGGGAGCUCGGCGGUGUCUUUACGCGCUGAGCUGAGCGGAAGAGAGGGGUGGGGGGGGCUCCCCUCAGCUGGAUCACGCUUCGCCACUGAAUGUUUGAUUGAUCUUAAGGGAGGACGGAGGCGGGAGGCGGGAGCAUUUGGAUGUGAGACUGCUGGUAAAAGAGCAGGAAACAGGUCUUGAGCUACAGGGGGAAAGGGGGGACAAAUCAGUGGACCUUUGUUGAUCCUUUUUAUAAUUAUAGUGUUUUAGUAUGACAUCCUUUCUUAACGAUAGAGGAGCAUACAAGAGAGAAUAAGGUACAGGUUGCUGUGCAGGGGGGUCCGGGGGUGGGAGAGAAAAAUGCUGCCUUCGCAAGAAGCCUCCAAAAUUUACCAUGACAACUAUAUGCGCAACUCCAGGGCCAUCGGUGUCCUGUGGGCCAUAUUCACCAUCUGCCUGGCCAUCAUCAGCGUGGUGGUGUUCUUCCAGCCUUAUUGGAUCGGAGACAGCAUCAACACCCCCCAGGCCGGACAUUUCGGCUUGUUUCACUACUGCGUGGGCAUCGGGAACUCCGACCGGGAGCUCCUGUGCCAGGGCAGCAUCUCCGACUUCAGCUCCAUCCCGUCCGGAGCCUUCAGGGCGGCCUCCGUCUUCGUGCUGCUGUCCAUGGUGCUCGUCCUCGGCUGCAUUGGCUGCUUCGCUCUCUUCUUCUUCUGCAACACCGCCUCUGUGUACAAGACGUGCGCCUGGAUGCAGCUGCUCUGCGCCGUGUGUCUGGUGAUAGGCUGCGUGAUCUUCCCGAACGGCUGGGACUCGGAGGUCGUGCGGGACAUGUGUGGGGAGGACACGGGGAAGUACACCCUGGGAAAUUGCUCGGUGCGCUGGGCCUACAUCCUGGCUAUCAUCGGCAUACUGGACGCCCUCAUCCUGUCCUUCCUGGCAUUCGUGCUCGGCAACCGGCAGACAGAUUUCUUGCAGGAGGAGCUGAGGGCCGAGAGCAAAGAUUUUGCUGUGUCACGGAUUGAAAUCAGGGGCACCAGAGAUCCCCGAUUUGGAGUCCAGCGGUUCCACUGAGAAUUAAGCUUCCCCUCCCUUCCUCCCUCCCCCCUGCUCCUGCUCCACCUCUUACCUUCAGGUGAAACCCUUCAUCUGGAGGCCAAAGUCCGGUGGUUUGGAAUACCUAAAGACUGAGGCUGUGGGAAGAGAAAACAUCUUGUGAGGAAGUGUGACAAUCUUUAUCGAACUCUGGGAUAAAUCACUCCUAACCUACAGUGAACGGUGUUAAAACAAAGAUCAAGAAGUCAUAGAUAAUGAUCAUAAUGCUUGCAGAAGAAAAUAUACAUAUUUUUAUUGUGUGGAACAAAGCUACUUCAAGAUUUAAAAGCAACAUUAUUGGCAAAACAAGAAAAAGUUAAAAAACAUGAAGAUGAUUUUGUACAGCCACAGUCAUUUUUGCAGUCUUUUUUAGUCCAAUUUUCAGCUGCUCUUUGUGAUACAGUCUUAUUAUAGGACUACAAAAAUAAAACAUGCAGAGGUUUCUAUGGGAACAGGGUAAAUAAAGACAAUGAAAAAAAUAAAUAAAAUACCAUACAUCAAACUCCCCUGUGAGCUCUGCAAUAGUAAAACCUUCCAUUGUCCACUCAUGGAAAAAAAAGUUAGUUUAACUUUGAGCCUUCGAGCAUUGUCCCCACUGUCCUCCGCUUCGUCAGUCAUUCACAUUUCACUAGAGUCUGUUUUAUAGAGUCCACCCCCACUCCCUCCUCCAUUUACUGUAUGUUGAGAGGACAGUCCUGCUCUGAUUUAACACAGGGCCCCUCUAUGGAGAGAGUAGCGCUCUAACAUACACAGACUUAAAUAUAUAUUGAUCAAUUUGAUCGAUAAAAGCACAAUUUAUUACAAUGGCUGGAAUUCAUCGCUACACUUCAGAAACCCAAUCAGUGUUUUUAGAAAAUGGUAGUCAACAUCUGCUCUGAAGCAAAUGACAAAACAUUAAAAAUAGGCAUUAGUUUUUAGAUUUGAUCUUAGCUGAGGAUCAUGGUCCUCUUACACAAAGUAAAGUAAACCAUUUUGGCGUCCCUGAGAUGCUUUUUUUUUCUUUUUCCAAAAUGUGUUUAUUGAAGUUUUUCUCAAGACACAAACAACCCACAAUAAGAAACACAACCACUAACUGCAAAAUAAAGGAAAGGGGGAAGAGAAGAAAAAAAAAAUGAUGGCACACACAUUGGUACAGAGGUUAAAGGGUGAUACGGCUUACUUAUGCCCUCUGGCUUUAUGGAGGGGUAAUAUCACUUUAGGGCAUUGAGAAAUUCUGGGCCCUUAACAAAGUCCAAAAAGGAAAUCCACAUUUGUUGAAACAGAGUGUUUUUUCCUUUCAUUGAAUAUGUUAUUUUCUCCAUUGCUAUAACUUGAACAAUGUCCUCUAGCCAGCAUUUCGUAGUUGGUCUUUGUGUAGAUUUCCAACAUUUUGCAAUUGUCCGCCUGGCUUGAAGUAGACUGAGGGUAACCAUCUUCAUGUUGGCUUUGCUGAGGGAUCAUUUCCUGAGGUAUAAGUCCCAAAACACACAUUUUGGGGCACAUGGGAAGAUUCACCUCAGAAGAAGUUGAAAGAAUAUUAAUAACUUCUCUCCAAAAUUCUCGUAAUUUUGUACAGGACCAUACACAAUGGAAAAGAGUCCCUGUAUGUGCAUCACAUUUAAAACAUACAUCAGGAAUAUUACCAUUGAAAUGAUUCAGGACUACAGGAGUGAUAUAUAGCCUCAUAACCCACUUAUAUUGUAAGAGUCUGAGAGCUGAAUUGUAUGUUUGUGCCUGAGAAAUGUUACAAAUGGUUAGCCAUUCAGGCUCAGUUAAUUCUUCCUCUAGGUCAGCACACCAGGCAAGUCUCAUGUCAUCAGAUGACUCCUGUGACCCUGACAUUAGAGUCCUAUAGAGAAUAGAGAUAAGUCUUCUCUGGGGGUUAGGGCAAGCUACCACCUUUUCUAUUGCUGACAGAUCAGGCAAGGUGAGGUUUUUUUUGAGUCUUAUAAAUGAAGUCUCUAAUUUGAAGGUACUUGAAAAAGUGUUUAACUGAUAGAUCAAAGUUCUGUCUGAUAUCUUCAAAAGACAUAAGAACACCUUCAUGAAAAAUAUCUGAUAUUUUCCAAAUACCUUUGUCUGCCCAAAGUUUGAAUCCUCUGUCUUUUUCCCCUGGAGGGAAAUUGUUGUUUCCCCAAAUGGGUGUGAACUGAGACAUUUUAAGGGAAACAUUUGGGUAUUUAUGAACUUCAUGCCAUACACGGAUAGUAUUUGAAACAAACGGAUUGCCUGUGGCUUCCCGUAGUUUUGCCAGAUCACCAGAGUAAAGAUACAGGUAGGUGAGAAGUUUCUCUUCAAUAUGCACCCAAGAGAGGAAUGAAGUAGAUCUAAACCAAAAAGAGGUUAAGAUGCUUUUUUAGUUAAAAGCAGGGAUUCAUUCAGAUUCAGUUUUACUGUUGUAUGGAUUUGUUAUGAAAAAUAUUAAUUUUCUUGUAUGGUCUUUGUUUUGUGUGCUCAUUAUUAGAAAGCUGACCUUACUCUGAGAGGACGGUAUGUCAGGACCUGUCGCUCUUCUUUAUUCUACAUCUGCACAUCAAUAUUACUUUCUUCCCUUUCACAUCUAUCCAACACGGCCUAAUCAACAUGGAACUUACUUUAGUAAUAUCUUUGACCUCUGACCUGUUUCAGUGCUCCUUCUGUAAGAGAGUUUCUUUUGUACAUGGUUUUAUUUCUGUUGCUCUGCUGUAAUGAUGCUGUGAUGUUUCUCAUAGUGAAGCAGUGUUUGUGCCAGAGGCUCAGCAUGGCAGCCAGUGUCAUC
Messenger RNA from Eleginops maclovinus (Patagonian blennie), 4105 nucleotides. RefSeq names its product LHFPL tetraspan subfamily member 4a (gene lhfpl4a). The record is from RefSeq and is a predicted model, not a curated record. Gene Ontology annotation, cellular component: postsynaptic membrane; plasma membrane; inhibitory synapse. Bases 634 to 1347 code for a protein of 237 amino acids. NCBI's taxonomy places the organism in Eukaryota, Metazoa, Chordata, Actinopteri, Perciformes, Eleginopidae. Gene Ontology annotation, biological process: sensory perception of sound; gamma-aminobutyric acid receptor clustering. Gene Ontology annotation, molecular function: GABA receptor binding. The transcript is spliced from 4 exons.